Messenger RNA from Eurytemora carolleeae, 884 nucleotides. RefSeq lists its product as uncharacterized. The record is from RefSeq and is a predicted model, not a curated record. Lineage: Eukaryota; Metazoa; Arthropoda; Copepoda; Calanoida; Temoridae. Bases 74 to 757 code for a protein of 227 amino acids. The transcript has 9 exons.
GCUGUCUUUUGGAAAUUAAUUCUAAAUUUUAUCUAUAGUAUUUAUAUUUCUCUGUUCAAGCAUACAUUGAAAAAUGUUUAAAAUUUCGUUUUUUUUCAUAUUACUUACUGGGACGGUCUUAGCACAAAUAUAUUCUGAAGGAUCUGGAGACAGUACAAAAAAGAAUGAUGAUUGGAGUGAAGCAAAAGAAGAGGAUGGAAGUGAACCCAAUGAGGAAUAUAUGGUGAAGAUGAAUUCCCAGGGAGCACCCAAAAAACUACCUUGUGGGAGUCCAGGCACAGAUGGGAAGAGAUGUGGAAAUGGAAAAGUGUGUAAUGCAAAAGAAAAAUCAUGUGGAGAUGGCGAUAUAGAUCAAGAGGAAAGACCCGUUCCAGAAAAAAGGCCAACUAAAAAAGGAAAAAGGCCAACUAAAGAAGGAAAAAGGCCAACUAAAAAAGGAAAAAGGCCAACUAAGUGUGAUAGAAUAAAACGUAGUAAAUCUUGCUGUGGAGAUCGUGGAACUGUUGGAAAAACUUGUAGAAAGGGUGGUAUGUGUGUAAGAUUUGGUAAUGGAAGAUCCAGAUGUAUAAAAGAAAAAAGAACAACGACCACUACGACAACUACGACCACAACAACAACAACAAUAGAUCCAUGUCAACUGAGUUGUCCGAUAAAUUUCCCUGGAGGAGUAUGUUCUCCAGCUAAACCACAAGUCAAACAAAAAUGGGCUAAUAUGGCACAAUGUUUGACAUGUAUAUGCUGGGCGCCUGGACAUUAAAAAAAAAAUUCGGAUUAAUUUGAUGAAUUGCACUGAUUAAUUUACAUGGCAAAAAUCUAUGUUUAUGAUUAAUUUUAAAAAUUGAACUCACAUAAUUUAUAUGAACAAAAAUAUGUUAAUGUUUUGA